Molecule: messenger RNA, 1578 nt
Organism: Aspergillus saccharolyticus JOP 1030-1
Lineage: Eukaryota; Fungi; Ascomycota; Eurotiomycetes; Eurotiales; Aspergillaceae
Product: cytochrome P450
Exons: 5
Coding region: 1-1578 (525 amino acids)
Molecular function (GO): oxidoreductase activity, acting on paired donors, with incorporation or reduction of molecular oxygen; monooxygenase activity; heme binding
Source: RefSeq, a predicted model, not a curated record
AUGAGUCUGCACAUACUAGCAGCUCAGGCUUGUGCUUUGGCAAUCUAUCGACUCUUUUUCCAUCCCCUUUCUAGGUACCCCGGACCCCGCCUAGCUACCGUGACAGACUGGUACGUGGUAUAUUAUGCCUGGCGAGGCGACUUGCAUAAACAAAUCCAACAAUGGCAUGGCAAAUAUGGCGAAAUCGUCCGCUAUGGACCUGCGACGCUCAGCUUCAACUCGGCCACGGCUAUGGCCGACAUCUACGGGGUACGGGCCAAUGUUCGCAAAACCGACGGGUACGCUGCUCUGGGCCUCAGCCGUCGCAACCCGAACAUAGUUACAGCGGUUGAUAAGGGGGUACAUGGCUUCAAGCGACGGAUCAUGGCCCAGGUUUUCUCGGAACAAAACAUGAGGCAAAUUGAGGGGCGCCUGCUCGACAAUAUCUCAGACUUUGUUUCGGUGCUGGGCUCGGAGGCAGAUGCCGCCCGAGGCUGGGGCCCGCCCAAGGAUGUCGCGCACGCGUGCACCUGGUUGACCUUUGAUAUCAUUGCGGAUCUUUGCUAUGGCGAGGACCUCAACCUGCUGCAGUCGGAAGACAUGCGAUGGUUUCCCUCAGUCUUCCGCAAUAUCGCCCAGCGUGCCAUGAUGAGCCUCAUCCAACCCGAAUUCGUCCAACUCAAGCUCGACCACUUCCUCCUCGCCUCCCAAUACAAAAACAUCCUCCGCGCAGGCAGCUGGAUCCGCGAACGCGGCGAGGCCCGCGCCAAACUGGGCAACAAGGUCGUCAAAACGGACAUCUUCAGCGCGAUGAUGAAUGCCACGGACCCCAAGACGGGACGCCGUUUCACGCAGAAAGAUCUCUGGGUUGAAUCUAUGCUCUUGCUUGUAGCAGGCUCAGAUACAACCUCCAAUGCCCUCAGCGCCACAAUCCACUACCUCCUCCAACAUCCCAGCCGCCUCGCGCGCGCAACCACAGAAAUCCGCACAAGUUUCCCCACGGAAGACGAGAUCCGCUUCGACUCUGCCUCCCCGGCCACCUGCCCGUAUCUCGACGCCUGCAUCAACGAAGCCAUGCGACUGGCCCCCUCCGUCCCCAACGCCCCGCCCCGCGCCGUCUGCGCCGGCGGCAUCUCCAUCGAUGGGGAAUUCAUCCCCGCCGGCACCAUCGUCGGCACCCCAAUCUAUACCCUCCACCGCAACGCGGCGUACUUUGACUGCCCGAAUGAAUUCCGUCCGGAGCGAUGGCUGGAAUCUUCCUCCACGGGGGCGUCCAGCGUUGGGCAGGAAUAUCAGCAUCAGCAUCAACAACCACCUCAGCAGCAGCAAACAUCCUCCGCCGCAACCACCAUGAAACAAACCCAAGCGUUUCCCGCAUUCUGUCCGUUUAGUUUCGGGGCUCGAUCCUGUGUGGGAUGGCGUCUGGCGUACGCGGAGCUUCAUCUGGCGAUGGCGCGGUUGUUGUGGCGGUAUGAUGUGCGGUUGGCUUCGGGCACGACAAGCCCCGAUUACGAGAUGCUGGGCUGGGUGGUUGCUGCGGUGCAAGGGCCGGUGGCGCAGUUUCGGAGGAGGGAGGAUCUGCCAAUUCCGAUCGCUUAA